ACUACAGCGUGAUGUCAUAAUCUGUAUGACAAAACAGGGCUUUUUCACACUUACGGAUCGUGGAAGGAAGUAAGUGGUUAUGUUGAGGCAGUGAUUAAAAUUAUUAAUAUGUACCUAUAGUCAAAGUACAUAAAGAAGCGAAAGAGGAUAUUUUCGGCACAGGCCAAGGAAAGUUGGAGAAGUCGGACACAAAUGAGGCAUGAGACGUGACGCUUGAACUCGACUGAAGGCGGACAUCUGAAGGCACCUGCCCCUCCAGUGAAGUAUCGGCAAACAGUUUGUUUCUGCGCCCACAGGAAUGUACUUUUACUAACUUUUUUCCCCCGUGAAUCGUGCUGGAGAAAAUCGUAUGAAAACGUCCUUCGACUUAAUCGAGUAAUAAAGGAAUUAUGAAGUAAAGGGAAACAGAGACUAGUGGCAGAUCGCUCUCAGCCUGCAGCAGCUUGCAUAUCCCGCCCCCAUCGGAUGCCGGGCCGGGGUGAGGGAUGAUGGAGCCGCUGACGGAUCGCCCACUCCGGGGCGAGGGCUCCGUGUGGGAGAAGGCAGCGACGUGCUGCUCCUACAAGGGCCUGAAAAGGCUGCUUCCCAUCCUGGGAUGGCUGCCCAGCUACGAGCUGUCCUGGCUGCGCAUGGACCUGAUCGCCGGCAUCACCGUGGGGCUCACCGCCGUUCCCCAAGCGCUGGCUUAUGCCGAAGUAGCCGGAUUACCUGUGCAGUAUGGUCUCUACUCCGCGUUCAUGGGCGGCUUCGUCUACUGCAUCUUCGGCACCUCCAAGGACAUCACGCUGGGCCCGACUGCCAUCAUGUCGCUCCUGUGCGCCUCCUACGUCGAGCAGGACCCCGUCUACGCCGUGCUGCUCACCUUCCUCUGCGGGCUCAUUCAGAUCUCCAUGGCGUUCCUGAGGCUCGGCUUCCUGCUGGAUUUCAUCUCCUACCCUGUAAUCAAGGGCUUCACUUGUGCUGCUGCCAUCACCAUCGGCUUUGGGCAGGUCAAGAACCUCCUUGGCCUGCAGAAUGUCUCCCAGCAUUUUUUCCUUCAGGUAUACGACACCUUCCGGAAGAUCCCCGAGGCCAGGGUGGGCGAUGUGGUUCUGGGCCUGCUCUGCCUGCUGUCUCUGCUUGGGCUGAUGUUCAUGAAGCAGUCCUUGGGACCGAACCCCGAAGAUCUGCCUCUCUGUGUCCGGCUCGCCCGGGGACUGGUAUGGGGCCUUGCCACAGCACGCAAUGCCCUGGUGGUGAUCAGCGCGACCUUGGUAGCGUACUCCUCGGAAGCUUCCGGGCACCACGUCUUCACCAUCACGGGGAAGACCUCGCCCGGCCUGCCGCCUUUCCAGGUGCCGGCCUUCUCCGAAGCCAUGGUCAACGGCACAGCGCUCCCCUUCAGUGAAAUCGCGUUGGACCUGGGUGGGGGGCUGGCCGUUAUCCCCCUCAUGGGUCUGCUGGAGAGUAUCGCCAUAGCGAAGGCCUUCGCGAGUCAGAAUGGCUACCGCAUCGAUGGUAACCAGGAGCUGUUUGCGAUCGGCCUCACUAACCUCAUGGGCUCCUUUGUGUCGGCGUACCCUAUCACAGGAAGCUUCGGAAGGACGGCGGUGAACUCUCAGAGUGGCGUGCGCACACCUUUAGGGGGUGUUUUCACCAGUGUGAUCGUGCUCCUCUCCCUCGCCUUCCUCAUGCCGAUCUUCUAUUACAUCCCCAAGGCCUCGCUGGCCGCCGUCAUCAUCUGCGCCGUGGCCCCCAUGUUCGACUACGGCAUCGCUAUGAACCUCUGGAGGGUAAAACGGCUGGACCUCUUGCCCUUCCUGGUGACGUUCCUGGUGAGCUUCUGGGAGGUGCAGUAUGGCAUUGUGUGUGGGAUUGCCAUCUCCGGGGCUAUGCUGUUGUACCACGUCGCCAGGCCCAGACUCAAGUUGCGUGACCAUGGUGUGCUGGUGGUGGCACUAGACAGCGGUCUCAGCUUCCCCGCCGUGGAGUACAUCAGCCGGGUGCUGUACACAGAGGCCUUGACAGCCUCCCCCCCUCGCUCUGUGGUGCUGGACUGCCGGCACUUCAGCAGCAUAGACUACACAGUGAUCAAUGAGCUGCAGGACCUGUUACGGCAGUUUCAGCAAUGUGAAGUAUCCCUCGUCUUCACUGGUGUACCGUACAAUGUUCUGGAGGUUCUGCUGGAGGCGGACCUGCCUGGCCUGAAACACAUGGAGAGUGUGGAAGCGGCACUCCAAGCCCUCUCUGCCUCCACCUCUUGUAACUGACACUGCAACUGGCCUAUCAGGGAUGGCUGGUGGGUGUCGGUCACGCCGAGUGCAGGAUUGGACAGACCUCAGCAUCAGUGAUCAGGGCAGACGACCAAUGAUAUGAGCAGUUGAUUUAAGCUUUGGAUUUUUACACUGAUGCUCCUGUGUCGCUAUACCAUUAUGGUUGCUAUGGUUUCAUGCUUUCUUAUUGGUGUAGAUUGGGGGGAAAAAAAUUGCUAUUUAAAUUACCAAAGUAGCUGCAACAUGCCCAGGGCUUAUGGCCCUGGUGUCGUGAAGGUGCUCCGUCCUGCGGUGCCUAGGAUCCCAGUUAAAACACUGCCCUGGAGGCCAGUUAAGACAGCCUGUGAUUCAGAGCAGUCCCAUGAAAAGCAGGGUAUUGACUCAUGAGCUUUCAACUUACUGACGACUGUUAGCGCCCACAGCACCACUGACAGCUCUUAGUCCUCAUGACAUGACUGACACAAUUAACUGCUCUUAGCGCCUGCGAUAUGACUGAUGCGACUGACGGUUCUUAGCGGCAAUGACACCACUGACAGCUCUUAGUCCUCAUGACAUGACUGACACAAUUAACUGCUCUUAGCGCCUGCGAUAUGACUGAUGCGACUGACGGCUCUUAGCGGCAAUGACACCACUGACGGCUCUUAGUCCUCAUGACAUGACUGACACAAUUAACUGCUCUUAGCGCCUGCGAUAUGACUGAUGCGACUGACGGUUCUUAGCGGCAAUGACACCACUGACAGCUCUUAGUCCUCAUGACAUGACUAACACAAUUAACUGCUCUUAGCGCCUGCGAUAUGACUGAUGCGACUGACGGCUCUUAGCGGAAAUGACACCACUGACGGCUCUUAGUCCCCAUGACAUAACUGACACAAUUAACUGCUCUUACCGCCCAUGACACCACUGAUGGCUCUUAGCGCCCGCAACGAGAUUGACACGACUGAAGGCUGUUAGUCCGCACAUCACACUAGCCUCUAUCUUCUCCAGUGACACACCCCCCGUAAGUGUCACACACGUUGGCCAUUUCUCGCGUUACUCUGCCCUGUGGGCAUUUCCGGUAAGAAUUCUGACUGGAGUGACACUACACUACACUGCACUUAUGCCUUUUGGAGAAAUAGACUAGAGUAAGUAUAGGUGUGAAAUCACAUUAACUGCGCUAAACAUUUUUUCCUUAUGAGCGUAAACUGGGUCCCGGUGCUAAGUGAAGUUGUGUGAGGGCCACUGAGAUGUCAGGAGGUGACUGUGGAGGAUAAACUGUAGAAGUCACUCCCAACCGCAACAUUGUUCCAUCCAGAGUGUUGCGGCAGACCAGGUAGUGCAGCUGUGGGCGUAGCUGGGAACUGUAGACCCCUUAAAAAUCUCACCUGGGACCUAAUAAAAUUAAUAAUUUUACAUAUUGAGGGGCUACUGUGAAAUGCUCAGGCCCCUGAAUCUGCCGGGUUAUCUAUGGCUCUCCGAUGCUGCUGAAGGGUGUGUGUGUGUGCGUGUGUGUGUGUGCGUGUGUGUGUGUGUGUGUGUGCGUGUGUGUGCGUGCGUGCGCGUGUGUGUGCGUGUGUGUGUGUGUGUGUGUGUGCGUGCGUGCG
Messenger RNA from Brienomyrus brachyistius, 3832 nucleotides. RefSeq names its product solute carrier family 26 member 11 (gene slc26a11). Bases 486 to 2249 code for a protein of 587 amino acids. The record is from RefSeq and is a predicted model, not a curated record. NCBI's taxonomy places the organism in Eukaryota, Metazoa, Chordata, Actinopteri, Osteoglossiformes, Mormyridae. Gene Ontology annotation, molecular function: secondary active sulfate transmembrane transporter activity. Gene Ontology annotation, cellular component: membrane. The transcript has 16 exons. Gene Ontology annotation, biological process: transmembrane transport.